Molecule: messenger RNA, 3986 nt
Organism: Callithrix jacchus (white-tufted-ear marmoset)
Lineage: Eukaryota; Metazoa; Chordata; Mammalia; Primates; Cebidae
Source: RefSeq, a predicted model, not a curated record
GGAGAGUGCAGGCACAACUUCCGGAAGGAGGCGGAAGAGUCUUUCGGCUCUACGCUCCGGAGUCCCGGGUCCAGUAAGGGGCCACCCGGGGCACAGGAAAGGGCCGCUAGGGGAGGGCCGGCCGCACUCGGAGUGUCUGGGCCGCGGGUCUGAGGGAUGAGGAGGGGCCAUGGCCAGCGACGGGGCGAGGAAGCAGUUCUGGAAGCGCAGCAACACCAAGCUCCCGGGCAGCAUCCAGCACGUGUAUGGCGCCCAGCACCCCCCCUUUGAUCCACUGUUACAUGGCACUUUGCUCAAGUCUACGGCCAAGAUGCCGACCACACCCCUGAAGGCCAAGAGGGUCAGCACCUUCCAGGAGUUCGAGAGCAGCACCAGCGAUGCCUGGGACGCGGGGGAGGAUGACGACGAGCUCCUGGCCAUGGCGGCGGAGAGCCUGAACACCGAGGUGGUCAUGGAGACGGCCCACCGCGUGCUGCGCAACCACAGCCAGCGGCAGGGGCGGCCCGCGCUGCGGGAGGCACCGGGGCUGCAGCAGAAGCCCAGGCCUGAGGUGGAGUCACCCUCGCCCCCCAGCGGUGACCUCCGGCUGGUGAAGUCUGUCAGUGAGAGCCACACGUCCUGUCCUGCAGAAAGUGCCUGCGCUGCCACCCCUCUGCAGCGGUCCCAGUCUCUGCCACACUCGGCCACCAUCAUGCUGGGUGGGACAUCUGACCCCAGCACCCUCAGCAGCUCAGCGCUGAGCGAAAGAGAGGCCUCCCGGCUCGACAAGUUCAAGCAGCUGCUUGCCGGACCCAACACGGACCUUGAGGAAUUACGGAGGUUGAGCUGGUCCGGAAUCCCUAAGCCAGUGCGUCCGAUGACGUGGAAGCUCCUCUCGAUCCACAUAGACAUCCCUCGCAUGAGCCCUGAAGUGUUGCUCCUGCAGCCCAAGGUGACGGAGAUUUUUGAAAGGAUCUUGUUUAUAUGGGCCAUCCGCCACCCCGCCAGCGGGUACGUUCAGGGGAUCAAUGACCUCGUCACGCCUUUCUUCGUGGUCUUCAUUUGCGAGUACUUAGAGGCAGAGGAGGUGGACGCAGUGGAUGUCUCCGGCGUGCCCGCAGAGGUGCUGCGUAACAUUGAAGCCGACACCUACUGGUGCAUGAGCAAGCUACUGGACGGCAUUCAGGACAACUACACCUUUGCCCAACCCGGGAUUCAAAUGAAAGUGAAAAUGUUAGAAGAACUCGUGAGCCGGAUUGAUGAGCAAGUGCACCGGCACCUGGACCAGCACGAGGUGAGGUACCUGCAGUUUGCCUUCCGCUGGAUGAACAACCUGCUCAUGAGGGAGGUGCCCCUGCGCUGCACCAUCCGCCUGUGGGACACCUACCAGUCUGAACCCGAGGGCUUCUCUCAUUUCCACUUGUACGUGUGUGCCGCAUUUCUCGUGAGAUGGAGGAAGGAAAUACUGGAAGAAAGAGAUUUCCAAGCGAUAGGACACAGGGUUCCACUUGGACUCAUUCCAGUGACUCUGAAGAAAAUGAAUUUAGGACAGGAUGCGGCGAGGGACUUGGCAUCUGGGCCACCUUGGCCUCAACCUGCUUGGUGUUCCAGGUGGGUCACCCCUCCUGGCAUGCUCGUGUCAGCUCGCCUGUGAGCUGACUCACUGCUCACCCAACUCACCACUCACCUUCUCGCUCCUUCUCUUCCGUAAGACUGAAGAUGAACCUUACAUCCUGGAUAACUGAACAGAGGCUGUCUGUGGCUUGGCGCUUGAGGACAAGUGGGGACAAGGUGGGGGGGCAUGGCCCGAAGGAAUCCCCAGAUGGCCUGGCUCUCCUUUGAUGGCUGCUGAUUGCCUAGACAGGCUGGGCUGCCUUCCCAGUGUCUGGGUGGAAGGAAGGGGGCUCACCAAGGCCUGGGGCUGGGUUGGUACUGCCAGGUUGCCCCUGCCGAUUCCGUGUCCCUCUGCACCUCUGUCAGGAAGGCCUUUCCUUCUCCUUCCCUGACAUCUAGGGGUCUUGCAAAGAAGGAAGGAGCCCUCCAUUAAGGUAGAAGCUGAGGGUGUGCUGAGCCCUGACCUGCAUAGCUCCCUACUGUGGGUGUGCAGACAUGUAUAUGUAAGCAUGUGUGCAUGUGUGUGUGACAUGUGUGCAUGUGUGUAAGGUGUGAUGCAUGUGCACAUGCAUAUGUGAUGUGUGUGCACGUGGGUAUAUGUGCAUGUGUAUUUGCAUGUACAUGUGUAUGCAUGCAUGGGCAUGUGUGCAUUGCAUGCAUGUAUGCACAUGUGUAUUAUGUGUAUGCAUGUGUGUGCAUGCAUGUAUGUGUGUGUAUGGUAUAUGUGCAUGUGUAUAUGGAUGUGCAUUGAUACGUGUGCAUGCAUGCACGUGUGCAUUGUGUGUAUGCAUGUGUGCAUUGUGUGUGCAUGUGUGUGGAUGCCCUCUCUGGGAAACCAGAGAGUGCAAGCCUGGGAGGCAGGACAGAUCCUGAGGAUUAGCAGCCCAAGACACUCCAGGCCUGUCCCUGUGCACAGCUGCUUGGUGGAGGAGGGCUGCAGCUUCUUGAGGCAAACCCCCCUCCAGUUUCUGGGGCAGCCAGACAUAGGGGACUCAGGCAGGAGCAGCCACAGAGGCUGUGGCAGGAGCAGCUUGUCUGGGCAUCAGAGUGAUGUCCCACCAAGGCUGGAAGUGAACCAGGUGCUGCGCCCAGCCCCAGCUACCCCUCAGUCCCUACGCACCCUUUGGGGUGCUCUUGGUGCCCUUCAUCAUGCAGACAUGGUGGGACAUGGUGGGACAUGGUGCCCAGGGUGAGGAGCUAUCCUUGCUAGUCUGGAACAGACCCGCAUAUGCUGGCUGUGAGCAGGGUCGCCUCCCACGCAGGCAGUAUCUGGCAAAGCUUUGGGUGUCGGAGCCUCUUGGUGGGUCUGCUCCUCCCUGCAUCCAGGACCCCGCUCCUGCCUGGGCUGCCCCUAACCUGUGGGUGCCAGGACACAGGGCCCUUCUCUGCUGCUCACUGCUAAUGGCUGAGUUAUUUCUCCAGCGUGGCUUCGGUGACAGAGUUUUUGCUGACAUGCAGGAUUUCUGGCAGGGCUGGGCGAUGCUCCUGGUGAUCCUACCUGAGGUCAUUAAUUUCAACAACCCUAGCUGGCUUCAUCAGAGAGGGAUUUUUGCAAUAACAUUAACAAACCAUAAAUAUCUGCCAGCCCCAGAGGAGGCGGUGGCUGCAUCCCACCUUCCCAGUGGGAGGGGCUGGCUGGGCUGAGCAGCAUAUUUCUUGGCUGUUGGUGCAGUGGGGGGAGGCGCUGUCUUUCCACGGACGGAGGUCCGAGAGCUGCUGAAAUGACAGGAAUCCAGGCAGCCGCUGCUGAGUGGGGGCCUCACAGCCCUGCUCUUCCGGCUCUUCUGGGAUGGUCAGUCAGGCUUUAGCCUCGCAGCUCUGCAUUCCUAGAGCCCCAGGGCUUGGCUCCACUUUGGCAAAUUUCUGCUGAUGGAUGGGAGGUGAGAGCCUCCCUCCAUGGACUGAGACCCAUUGUGGGGCCCUGAGGUCUGCGGGACACUAAGCCCGGGCCUGAGUUUCCAGGCUGGCCUCCUUCCUGGGGUAAGACAGGCCCCAGCCUUACCUGGUGGGUGGGGCUCAUACCUGAUGCCUCCCAGUUCCUGGGGCGCCCUUCCCGGUGUGUGAGGCCGGGAGGCUGUGCCAGUGAGGAGGCUGGGGCUGGGAGGGCAGCACAGCAUCGAGUGCUCUCACGGAUGGCACCGUCUGUCUUCCUCUGGAUCUGGGAGUACAGUGGGGGUAGGGGAGGGCCAGUGGGAUGUCCCGUUCUCACACCUCAGGGGCCGGCAGGAAGCGCUAAGUGGAAAGUUAAAUGGUCCACCUGGUGGGGGCUGCGUGCUGAGGCUGCUGGGGACACGAACACAUGUUCUCUAAAUGCCCAGUAAUUGGAGUGUGGUGAAAUUGUAAAUUACGAUAACAGAUGAAGAUGACAAUAAAAGAAUGAUUUCUGCUCUUUC